AUGUUAACCAUUGAUUCAAAUACGAAAUUAAACAAUGAAUAUUAUGAUUUUAUUAUUGUUGGAGCUGGAACUGCUGGAUGCGUUCUAGCAAGAGAAUUGUUUUACAAUAUCCCCAACAUUAAUAUUUUAGUAUUAGAAGCUGGUCCACCAGAUACCCAUAUCAAUGAUAUAAUGCGUUUGCCAUGUGCUUAUUCUAUGGUUAGGCAUACAAGUGAAACAGAUUGGGGUUAUUCCACUGAAGAUCAAAGAAUGCCUAGUACUGUUGAUCCUACUGAAGAAGUAUUAAAUAAAGGUUUUCCUUAUCCACGUGGCAAGGUUAUUGGGGGAUGUAGUACUGUGAAUGCAAUGGCUUACAUGCGAGGUCAUAAAGCUGAUUAUGAUCUUUGGGCUGCUCAAGAUCCUGAAUACAUUAUUUGGAAUUAUGAUCACUGCCUUGAAGCUUUCAAAGCAGUUGAAAAUAAUGCACGUAAAGAUCCAGACGUAGAAUUUGAAAAUUAUCAUGGGUUCAAUGGUUUGCUUUACGUACAAGAUCCAGCAGUUGAUGAACUUGAUAUUUCCAAAGAUGUUUUUAAAGUCGUAAGAAAAUUUGGUAUUCCUUAUAAUAAAGAUUUCAAUGGCGCUAAACAAAAUGGAGUAGGAAGAUACCAAUUUACGAUGAAAGAUGGAAAGCGCUUUACAUUGGCUGAUGGUUAUUUGAAAGAUGCAUUGAAAAAUGUUACAGUUUAUCCUCCGAAACCAUUUAUUGAAGGACAUCCUCAUGCACCAGGCGAUGAUAAUGUUGGCAAGUUUGUGGCAGUUAAUGUUAAAUCCUUUGCUCACAUGUUAAAUAUUAUUUGGGACGAAAAAAAGAAAGAUGAAAAUGUCGCAAUAGGCGUGAGAUAUUCUUAUAAUGGUAAAGUUCACAAUUGUUAUAUUGCUCCAAAAGGUGAAGUUAUUAUUUGUGGUGGUGCUAUUAAUAGUCCUCAGAUUUUAAUGCUCUCUGGAAUUGGACCAAAAAAAAAUUUAGAAAAUAAUAGUAUUAAAGUUCGUAAAGAAUUACCAGUUGGACAUAAUUUAUGGGAUCAUCCUUUUUGUAUCGUUACUGCCUCAGUUUCUGUUCCAAAUAGUACAAGUGCUUCUAUAUUUAAUUAUUCAAGUUAUGGAGUAGACUUUGUAUCUUUUUAUAAGGGUAAUAUUGAAGGAAAGAUUCCUAGUCGAGAAGAAUUAAAUGAUGAACGUCCUGACAUUCAACAAAUUUCGGGAGCGGUCUUAUUUGAUAAAGGCAUUAUUGCUGAACAUCCAACGGAUAAAAAAGAAUUUUAUUCCAUGUUAACGGCUCUUAAUAUUCCAUCAAGUGUUGGUCAUUUGGAAUUACGUAGCUCUGAUCCAUUUGCACACCCAAAAAUAUUUGUUAAUUACUAUGAUAAACCCGAAGACUUGUAUAGAAUGAUGAGUAGUCUUAAAUUAUCACGUAAAAUACUUGAACAACCUCCAUUAAGUACUUAUUGGGGUGUAAAAGUAAUCGGACUAGAUGAAGUGAAUGAUGAUAAAGAAUGGGAAAAUUACAUUCGCAAAAGGACAAUUUCAUCAGCCCAUCCAUGUGGUACAGUAAAAAUGGCACCAGAAUCUAAAGGAGGAUGUGUCAAUCAUCGCCUUCAAGUUUAUGGAACAAAAAAUCUUCGAGUUGUUGAUGCUUCAAUUUUUCCAACUAUUCCAGCAGGUAACCUUAACGCUCCAACUGCCAUGGUCGCAUGGAGAGCAAGUAAAUUAAUUAAAGAAGAUUAUUAUAAAAAAGUUUAA
This is a messenger RNA of Funneliformis mosseae, 1779 nucleotides long. The record is from the annotation of a GenBank genome assembly. NCBI's taxonomy places the organism in Eukaryota, Fungi, Glomeromycota, Glomeromycetes, Glomerales, Glomeraceae.